Messenger RNA from Pseudozyma hubeiensis SY62, 3672 nucleotides. RefSeq lists its product as hypothetical. NCBI's taxonomy places the organism in Eukaryota, Fungi, Basidiomycota, Ustilaginomycetes, Ustilaginales, Ustilaginaceae. Gene Ontology annotation, molecular function: acyltransferase activity, transferring groups other than amino-acyl groups. The transcript has a single exon. The coding region runs from base 1 to 3672 and encodes 1223 amino acids. The record is from RefSeq and is a predicted model, not a curated record.
AUGGUCAAGGCAUUUGGAUUCUUGGCAACGGCUGUUCUGGCCUUGUCGAGCUUCUCUCUGCGCGUCAAAGCAGAUUGCGAAUGUGGCUAUUUGGAUCCGUCCACAAACCACCUUUGGACCGAUGCUUCCUUCUCCUACUUCAACGAGUCUGGUCUCGAUGACAUUGUUAUGAACCCUGUCAUUUCUCCCAAGACCGAGGGUGGCAUGCCCGCUGGUGACACCGGCACAGGCCAACAGACCUGGUCCGCUGUCGGCAAUCACAUCAACAAGUACGAGGAGUCGUUUGGCGCAACCUUCCUCAGUGCUAUCAGCUACAACAACACCUACAUCGACAACCGUACAGAGGGUCUUGCAAUGGAGGUUUCCCCUGCUAACCAAAAGAGGCACAUCGUCAACGGCUCAAGCCUCGUCACGCGACGUCGCGAUAUCCUCUAUGGCUCCUUCCGUGCCAGCAUCAAGCCCCCUUUCAUCGACCUCGCCCCCGGCUUUGACCACGGCUACGGUUCCGGUUUGAAGUUCUCCGUCGCGUACAACGACUCGGAGCGCAUGCACAUCGACAUCAUGACGCACGACUACAUGUACAACUCGACGCUCGACUGGGGCUUUGCCGCUGCUCGAUGGAACGAUGACCCGCUCAAGACCAACCUCACAUACGUCCAGAACUUCACCCUGACCAACUCCACCGCUUUCCUUGAGCAUCGCAUGGAGUGGCUCAACUCGACCGUUGUUCAGUUCAAAAACAACGCCGAGAACAACUCGGUCAGCUUCAAAGAAUACGUCAAGGGCCAGAACGCAAUCAACCUUCCUACCACUCCGGCACCCGUCUCGCUUGAGGUGUGGGCGAACGGUGAACCGUCGGCUUCACAGGGUCCUCCCAUGUACGAGCCGAAUGUUGCACGUGUCAUGUACACGCGCUUCUUCUUCAACUCGUCGCGCCUCGAGCGUCACGAUCAGUUCGUCUCGCAAUGUGCUGCUGCUGCCGCGUCCUCCAGGGCGGUCUGCAGUACCGAGGAUCAGACCUUGCGAUCCAGCACCCCCUUCGACCUUGAUGCCGUCGUUCAGUACAAACUGAAGAAGGGCAAGUUCCACGUUCCCAUCUGGGCUGCCAUCAUCGAGAUCUUCUUCCUGCUCCUUCUCGCUGUCACCGUCGCUCACGGUCUCUACAUUCGUAAGAUCAAGGACGCUGAGAAGAAGCGUAAGGCCGCCAAGCUCGCCCUUGCAGAGGAGCAGCAGAAGCAGGCUGCUCUCGAGCAGUACGACGAGAUUGACGAACUCACCGACUCACCCCGAUCCAAGGCGGCCGCCGACUUUGAGAAGCCGUACAAGCAGAUCUGGGCCGUUCCCGAGCUGAUGGACGACUGGGGAUCCGAUGAUGAGAGCGACGUCGACGAGGACGACGCACGCUUCUGGGAAUCGGUCGACGUCCUCCGCAGUCCGGAUUACAAGGAAGACCGCGACGCCAACCAGCCCGGCUUGCCUCACUUCCACGAUUCCACCGCCAUGAAGCCUUCGACUAGCAGCGAGAGCCUCGAGUCGAUCGAGACUCUCAACGCCAAGGCCGCUCCUGGUGGCAGCUCGCCUCCUCGCUCUAACAGCCGUGCUAGCAGCAUCAACCGCGUCCCGGUCCCUUCCUCGAACCAAUUCCAGCUGGUGAACCGUCCCGCGUUCCCCCGCGAGAACUCCAAUUUCCGUCAGCAGAUGGCUGCCAACCGAAUGCACCGUAACAGCCCUUACGGUGGUGGUGCCGCAAACAACGCCUCUGCCGUCGGCAGCAGCCCGCGCUUCGAUCAAUUCGACGAGACGCGCACCGAUGUCACCGAGCAGGCUAGCAGCUAUCCUCCCCAGCGACCCGAUUUGAGCCGAUUCGACUCCUACGAGUCCGACAUCCAGGUGCCUACCAACUCUCACGAUGCUGCUCGCACCCAGCGGUACCUCCAGGACAGCAGCAGCAACGUCAGCCUCCCUUACAUUGCUCCCAAGUACGCCGCUUCCGGCGGCCUUCAUUCGGCUGCCAACUCGACCGCCUCGUUGCUCAACUACAGCGGCACCGGCGGUGGCAACAAUAACAACGUCGGUGCCAGCCACGGUUACUCGUCUUCGGUCAACAUCAACUGGGACAACGAACCCAAGAUCAUUCAGUGGAACAAACGUAAGAGCAUGGGCGUCGACUUGGUCAUCGGUCAACUCGCUCAGCCCGCCAUGGGUGAUAAGAACGCUGCUCGUCGUCUGUCCACGGUUGUGCAUCCCGCGCCCAACGGUCACUCGUUCUUCACCGUCAUCUAUCAGAGGGUCUACAACUUCUUCUUCAUCUCGGGAGAUGGCAUGAAGACGGCUUCUGGUGACGCUCGUAUCGACUACCUGGACGGCAUGCGUGGUUUCGCCUGUCUGUUCGUCUCGCUCGGACACUUCAUCCUGAUGUUCUGGAACGCCAUGGCCAACUUCUACGGUCCCCACCACUACUACCACUUCGAGUACUGGAUCCGUGUCAUCUUCGGUCCCAUCGUCAUCAAUGCCGGUUUGGUUCUGGGUAUCUUCUUCUUGCUCCCUUCGCGUACCAUGGGAUCUCGAUACCUUGUCAAGGGUGGCAUCCAGUCCCUCGCCGACAACUCGGUCCGUCGUAUGCCUCGUCUCAUCAUCCCUGCCGCUGGCGCAGUUCUAGCCAACUAUAUGAUGAUUGACGUCGGCGCCUACAAGUGGGUUGCUCGCAUGAACUCGCUGACGUGGUCCACCUGGUCGUACUGGCAGAACUACGACAAUGCGCUCGACUUCAUCGACUCGUUCAUCGCUCUCUGGUGGGCUUCGCCUCCUGAUAACCCGGCUCUCGUCACCCGUUACGCUACCGGUGUGCUCUGGACCAUACCCGUCAUUGUCCAAGGUGCAUGGACGUGUAUGCUCUGCGCUGUGUUUGCGCACGAGAUCAAGACCACUUGGAAGCGAUUCUUCUUCUACUUCCUGUGCAUCUUGCUGUCGUGGUACGCACAGACGUGGGAUCUUUUCUUCAUGGCGGGUCUCGUCAUUGCCGAUCUCGACAUCAACCUCAAGUACCGCAAGUGGGGUGAGAUGGGUAUCCCUCUGCUGCCCAAAGGAUAUGCCAAGCUGUUGCGGAUCCCGGAACGCAUCCGUCAGAAGUUCGCGCUCAAGGGCAAGGUCAUCCCUUGGCUCUUCUUUGCCGCAUGCUGCGUUCAGGAAUGGCUCAUGUACAUUCCCAACGCUCCCGGUGCCGACUUUGACGUCAUGGACAUCGGCGUCCACCCCAACUUCUACAACAGCAAGCCCAACAAGUGGAACGACGACGUCGGUUACAAAUACCAACGUCCACGAACCUCGGCUUGGUUCUUCGUGAUGAGCAUCUUCAUCCUCGCAGACCACUCCGCGGCCUUCCGUCAACUGUUCCGUCUUCGAGUCUGGUCCUUCCUCGGCAAACACUCGAUGGCCUACUUCCUGCUCCACGGCAUCAUCUUCUGGACUUGGGGCUCCUGGCUGUGCGUCACCAUGCUCGUCCACGGCGUAAACUACUUUGCCACCAUCAUGGUCGUCUUCGUCACAAGCUACAUCCUCCUCACAAUCUUCUGCAUUGCUUUCACGUACACCUUCGAGUACUGGGGCAUCAUCGCUUCAAAGGCCUUCUGGCGUGCCACUUCCGGCAACCUCGGCCGUCGCGCAGGUGCUUGA